Messenger RNA from Scheffersomyces amazonensis, 1439 nucleotides. RefSeq lists its product as uncharacterized. Lineage: Eukaryota; Fungi; Ascomycota; Pichiomycetes; Serinales; Debaryomycetaceae. The record is from RefSeq and is a predicted model, not a curated record. The transcript has a single exon. The coding region runs from base 302 to 1306 and encodes 334 amino acids.
AUAAUAUAUAAUAUAUAAUAUAUAAUAAUAAAUAGAAAUAGAAAUAUAAUAUAACCUUAAUCAGAUGACAGAAUACAGUCGUAAUUUAUUCCCCCUCAAGCAGCGCACCCCCCAUUUUUCUAGUGAGGCAACUUCACACUUUGAGAUGCUUUUUUAGAAUUUUUGCAGGUUAGAUCAAGGAGAAAAAGUGGAGUGGUCAGUCAUCUCCAGACACCACCAUAAACACACUUUAUUACUUAAACUUCUGAAUAACAAAAUACAUUUAAGAACUACCUAAGCCAUAUCCAAAUAUACUCAUACAAUGGCCCACCCAGCAGCCAGCAUCAAAUCCAUAUUUAGCGGCAGGGUAAAUCUUACGCCGGACGAUUUGGAUCCGUUCGAAUAUUCCGAUUUAGAUAAUUCCAAUGAUGGAAGUUCACGAGUUAGUGGAUAUGAUGAUAGUGGGAAUGGGGAGACUAAUGUGAAUAAUGGGAAUAAUCCUGCCAUCAGAAAACAUCGUAAACAGCAUCAUAAAACUCACAAUGAGGACGAAAUAGAAGAUGAUUCAAAUUCCAAUUACAGUGUGACUUCUAGUAAUUUGCGGCAGUUAUCACAAUCAUACGCUGAUGAUUCGAUACCUCAAGUGAAUAUUAAUAAACCAUUUCCUCAAAUUAAGGCUGGAUAUGUUAAUGCCGGUCACAAUAAUAACGAGUCUUCAACAAAUAUCUCUUUAGCUUCUACUGAGAGUGAUUACCAAAGAGAAUAUACUGAUGAUAAUGUCGAUUACUUGGCGAAUUCAGAAACUCCUAAUGGACCUCCUUUAGCUGAUACUCCACCUCCAGACUAUUUGGUCCCCAACGAUCCAUUUACAAGAUCACUCUCAAGAAAUUCCACUACAUCUUGUUUAUCGACUACCGCCACCAAAGAUGGUAUUGAAGGUAAACGAUUACACAGGCAUGGACCUACACCAUACUCUAGUAAUAUUAUUUCUAAUAUGAUCCAUAGCCAGCAGCAACAACAGCAACAGCAACGUGCACUCAAUGCUCAGUCUAAAUCGUUAAAGUCUACUUUGGCUAAUUCAUCAUCUCAUCAGAAUUCCAUAAAUGCUACUGAUCUUCGAGUAUCUACCACGGAUUCCAUUCAGGAUAAUGAUGCAAGUGAAUGUUCAGUAGUUACUACUCAAGCAGCUAUAGAUAGUGAAUAUGGAUCAGGAGGUCACCGAUAUUUCGAAGACCGAUUACCAGCUGACUAUAAGAUGCCUCCACCUAUUACUCUUAAGGAGAAGAUUAAUCUUCUUAACACCGACACCAUCACCAGUGAGAAGUGAUCACCCACCCAUAGUAACUACUAUCCUACCAUGCUACUAUAUCUAUUUAUUGUUUGUAUAUUUAAUCUAUUUAUUAUCUAUGUUUAAUACAUGCACUCCAAGUGUAAUCGUUACUCGGAGUCCACAAAAUUUU